Messenger RNA from Achroia grisella, 2802 nucleotides. Its product is annotated as E3 ubiquitin-protein ligase UHRF1-like. Gene Ontology annotation, biological process: negative regulation of gene expression via chromosomal CpG island methylation; protein ubiquitination. The record is from RefSeq and is a predicted model, not a curated record. NCBI's taxonomy places the organism in Eukaryota, Metazoa, Arthropoda, Insecta, Lepidoptera, Pyralidae. Gene Ontology annotation, molecular function: protein binding; metal ion binding; ubiquitin protein ligase activity. The coding region runs from base 162 to 2774 and encodes 870 amino acids. The transcript has 17 exons.
CGUUACGUCUUGGCUUGGUUUCUUGACGUACAAUUUUCGCGCCAUUUUUUCCAUAAUUUCAUUAACAAUUUAGUUGAUGUACACAUUUCACAUUUAUGAAGUUCUAAAUUUAAUAUCAAUAUAUGUGUUGUAUUGUUUGUUAAUUAUUAUACUUGAUUAAAAUGCACGUGCGUGUAAGAACAUUUGGUAAACCAGAUACCAUAGUGGUAGUUGAAUCUAAAUUAACCAAAAUAGAUCAGUUUCGUAAAAUUGUUAAAGAAAAAUUUAAUGUUAACCCAAAAUUACAACGUUUAUUUUACGGUGGAAAAUUGUUGGAAAAUGGUUAUACAUUCCAUGAUUAUAAUAUCAAAAUUAAUGAUGUUAUUCAACUAGUAGUCCAUGUUGAACCUCAGGAGCUUAAAAAAGAUAUAAAAAGUGCCAAAGACAAGAAAAGCACUGAUACCAAAAAUGAAGAUAAUUACACAGAUGCUGAGAGUGUACUGUAUCAGAUAGGUGAUUUAAUUGAUGUUAGAAGUCAGGAAGAGGGUGCCUGGUUUGAAGGUAAAAUAGUGAGGAUAGUUUUUGACCCUACUGUUGACACCCCAAACAAUAUUAAGGAGAAUAUUCAAGAGACAACAAAUGAUGUAGCAGACAAGUGUGACAGUAAAAAUAACUUGAAAGAUAAACCUCCAAGCAAUGUUAGUGCAUCAGGUAGUUGUAAAUCCAAGGAGAAAGGGAUAGUGAAGUAUUUAUGCAAAUCUCCAAAAAUUGUUAAAAAGAAAUCAUGUGAUGAUGACAACCAAAGUAGAACCACCGAUGUUGGUUUGUGGUACAAAGUGCAACUAGAUUCGGGUGAAAAUGAGCCAAAUCCAUACUGUCUAUUAAAAGAUAUUAGACCCCGGGCUCGACAUGUGAUAGAUCCAAAAGAUUUGAAAGUAGGACAGAAAAUCAUGGUAAAUCACAACACUGAGGACCCCUUUGAAAAAGGAUAUUGGUAUGACUUUAAAAUAGAUAAAAUAAAUAAGCUACGGUCGGUGUAUGAACUUGUGGGGACAUUGUAUUCUGGCUCUGAAGUUGUCCCUCAGAAUGAUACAAUAGUCAGGGUCCUCGACAAAAUAUAUACAAUAGAUGAAGUUGUUCCACUAGCAAAGAGAAGUAAAGAGUACAAGAAGAUGAUGAUAACACAACCUGAUAAAAGGUCGCAGCCAGUGAAUUGUCUGACGUGUCGAGAUGACCCAAACACUCCAUGUAAGGACUGUGGAUGUUGUCUGUGCUCGGGAAAAGACUUUCCAGAUAAAAUUGUGAUGUGUGACGAAUGUAAUGGUGGGUACCACAUGAUUUGUCUUACGCCACCGAUGACUGAGUUACCCGAGGAGGACUGGUAUUGUCCCUCCUGUAAACGGGACAACACUAGCGUGAUUGUGCCAGGUGGUGCCAAACAGGCGAAAAAGACGAACACAUCCAAAAGCAACAGAGAUUGGGGGAGAGGCAUGGCUUGUGCUGGUAAGACAAAAACGUGCGCUAUGCCCGCAAACCACUUUGGACCUAUCCCUGGAAUUGAAGUGGGCAUGUGCUGGAGGUUUAGAAUACAGCUUUCAGAGACGGGAGUGCAUCGACCCCCUGUGUCUGGUAUUCACGGACGUGACGUAGAAGGAGCAUAUAGUAUUGUUCUGUCAGGUGGUUAUGAGGACGACGUAGACAAUGGAAAUGAAUUCACCUACACGGGUAGCGGAGGUCGAGACCUAUCUGGAAACAAGCGAACAGCCGAGCAAUCCUGCGAUCAGACACUGACCAGGGAGAAUAAGGCUCUAGCUAGAAACUGUGCAGUGAAGGAAAUUAAAGAGGCGGGUGGUAAUGCUGGUAAUAAUUGGCGUAACGGUAAACCGGUUCGAGUUGUACGAUCAUAUAAAAUGAUGAAACACUUCCCAAAGUACGCGCCGAAAGAAGGGAUACGUUAUGACGGUAUUUACAAGGUGGUCAAAUAUUAUCCCGAAAAAGGAUUAUCAGGUUACAUUGUUUGGAAGUACCUAUUGCGGCGCGACGAUCCUAACCGGGCACCCUGGGAGCCUGGCGCGAAGCAGUAUCCUAUUAUCUACCCAGACGGUUAUCUAGAAGCGGAAGCAGAGAAAAAAGCGUUAAAAGAAAAAUCCCGUAAAACGCCUAAGGUUACCAAAAAGAGAGCCCUAAGAAAAAUUAACGAAUCUACAACUUCUGAAGAUGAACCAUCUCCACCUGUCAAGAAACGCAAGAUCAUUGAAAAAAAGGCUGGCAAACUAGAAUCCAAGAACAGUACAAUCACUAAGAGCCCAAAAGCGAAGAUAUCCAAUAUGUUCACUAAGAAUAGUCCUAAAGCAAAAGACUCAAAGAGUGCACAAGAUAGUACAACAGAGACGAGCGGUCUGUUAACCACAGAGGAGAUGAAUGCUAUCAAAGCAGAUACUCUCAAUUCCAAACUUUGGGAUGAGUGCUUGAUCGUUAAUGAAGCUCGUGGUAAACGGGAAUUCAUUGAGUAUAUAACACAAAUGUUCCUGUGCAUCAUUUGCCAGGAGGUAGCCGCUACUCCUGUCACCACGCCCUGCCUCCAUAACUUUUGCUUGAGCUGUAUAAAGGGAGCUUUCAAAACUACAAGCAAGAAUUGUCCGUGUUGUCGGCAUGAUCUGUCGAGAUACGAACCGGAACCUAAUGAGAAGCUGACAACAGCGCUUCGCAGCGUCCUGACUGGAUACGACGUUGGCAGAAGUAAAUCGGAAUGGCGCGGAAUCGAUCUUGCGACCACCAGCAAAGCGGUGUGCUAAACCGCUGGACCACCGAGGCCAUCGAAGA